Messenger RNA from Scomber scombrus (Atlantic mackerel), 2144 nucleotides. Its product is annotated as b(0,+)-type amino acid transporter 1. The coding region runs from base 3 to 1409 and encodes 468 amino acids. Lineage: Eukaryota; Metazoa; Chordata; Actinopteri; Scombriformes; Scombridae. The transcript has 6 exons. Gene Ontology annotation, biological process: amino acid transmembrane transport. The record is from RefSeq and is a predicted model, not a curated record. Gene Ontology annotation, molecular function: L-amino acid transmembrane transporter activity. Gene Ontology annotation, cellular component: membrane.
CAAUGGAGGGUGACAAGCAGACACUCAAUCUAAAGAGGGAUGUUGGGAUUAUUGGAGCUGUGUCUUUCAUUGCUGGGACCAUGAUGGGAUCUGGGAUCUUCAUAUCUCCCCAAUAUGUGCUAUCCACUAUUGGCAGCCCUGGGGCCAGUCUGAUCAUAUGGGCCUGCUGUGGUUUGAUAGCCAUGCUGGGUGGGCUCUGCUAUGCUGAGCUGGGAACAGUCAUUCCAGAGUCUGGAGGAGAGUUUAUCUACAUUCUUCGGACAUUCGGGAAAGUGGUAGCCUUCAAUUUUGUCUUCAGCUUCAUCAUUGUCAUGAGGCCUGCCAGUGCCACAGGAAUCGCUCUGAGCUUUGCUGAAUAUGUUGUGGCCCCCUUUUACAAUGGCUGUACCCCUCCACAGCUGGUGUUGAAGUGCGUAGCUGCAGGAGUAAUCAUGGUGCUGGCCAUAAUAAACUGUCUGAGUGCCCGCUUGGCCACAUUCAUCCAGGUGGUCUCCAUGGUAGUCAAAAUGAUGGCACUGGCAGUGAUCAUCUUGGGAGGUGUUGUGAUGCUUUUCCAGGGCAACACUGGGAACUUUGAUAACUCAUUUGAGGGAACAAAUGUUGGUGUCAGCUCCAUUGGCAUUGCUUUCUAUCAGGGCUUGUGGUCCUAUGAUGGCUGGAACACUUUGAAUUAUUUAACUGAGGAGUUGAAACAUCCAGAAGUGAAUCUUCCCAGAGCUGUCAUGAUAGCCAUUUCCCUGGUGACUGGCUUAUAUCUGCUGGUGAAUGUGAGCUACAUGACAGUAAUGACGCCUAAAGAGCUCAUGUCCUCCAAUGCAGUGGCGGUUACGUGGGGGAAUAAGGUGUUAGGAAGCUGGGGGUGGAUCAUGUCAGUAGCUGCAGCUUUGUCUGCUUUUGGUUCACUGAACGGGACGUUCUUCAGCGGCGGCCGUGUGUGCUUUGUUGCUGCCAGGGAGGGACACAUGGUGAAUAUUCUGGCCAUGGCUCACGUUCGCAGACUGACUCCAUCUCCAGCAUUGAUCUUCACCACAGCCGUCUCCCUGCUGGUGCUCAUCCCUGGAGACUUCCAGAGUAUUGUCAACUUCUUCAGUUUCACUGCCUGGAUCUUCUAUGCCAUCACCCUGUCUGGACUUAUAUAUCUCAAGAUUAAGAAGCCAGAGCUGCCAAGGCCAUACAGGGUUCCCAUUAUUCUGCCCAUAUUGGUCCUCAUUGCAGCAGUAUUCCUUGUGCUGGCACCCAUCGUAGACGAUCCUCAGAUUGAAUACCUCUAUGUGACUUUAUUUAUUUUGAGUGGAGUCAUAGUCUACAUACCCUUCAUUCAUUACAAAGUCUGCCCAGGCCUUUUGGACAAGUUGACAGUGUUCCUGCAGCUGUUCUUAGAGGUCGCCCCGGCCGAGAAAAACCUGUGAUCCAGACGGAAAACACGUUUGUUCAGUUUUUGCAGUUUUUGUUUGUUAUGACACUCAUGAAACAUUGCAGUUUACAUUCAGUUGCCACUAAAUAUUUCCUCCCGUUUCUCUAUACUACCAUGCGCACACACAUUUUAAUAUCUACAUUGGACUGACUUAGAAUCAAUCUGAAAUAUUGUUUUUUUGCACAAGUGCACUUAGUUUUUCUCCUCUGUGCUGGCAGUCUUCCUGAAGAACUGGACAGCAUAUUUGAAAAGAAAUAAAUGUUUCAGAAUAAGAAAUAAAAAUGUUAUUGCAUGUGCAACAAUUUAUCUCAUGCGGCUUAGCAGAACCUGCACUUUAACAGAUGUGAAUUUCUGCUGUCAUGAAUUUGAUUGAUUUCUGUUUCAGUUUUGUGUUAAUGUUUCAGACCAAAGAUCCAUAAAAAAGUAGUCUGCACAAAUUUAACAACAAAAAACUCACCAUAUAUAUAGAGAGAGAGAUUUUGGAGGAGCAAUAAGAGUUAUCUUUACUCCCUCUGUUCCUGCACAAUAUUUAAAAACUAAAGAUAGUUCUCACUGUCUCCAAACUUUUGCACUGAUACUAGAGUGAGAAAAAGCACCAAAAGUUAAAUGCUCUCCUUUGUAGCAACAAGGGGGAAAAAGUCACAAUAUUGGAGCUCUUCCAAGGUUCAUGAAGCAAAAAUUAAAAGAAAAGAAAGAAAAAAGAAACUACUUUGUUAUUACAGUGUUUUGA